AUGGCCACAGCGACGCAGCUCAUGCCGUCACCGAGCGGCCUCAAGUCCAUGUCGGCCUUCAGCCCUUACACCGACUCGCCCAGCUCACCGGCCAACUUUGCGCACGUCUUCUCAAAUAGAUCAUCAAACACCUCGGACCAUCUGCAGCCACCACCCAGUCCAUAUCCUGCCACGGUUGACCCUUCGCCCGUCGACAGCAAUGGAACCAGUCAGACGGACCACACCGAUAUCGAAGAUGAUGCACAGGUCAAUCACCUCGGUGAAGAGAGCAUGACCAACAUCAGAUCCCCCGGCACCGACGACCUGAUGAGCCCUGCGAGUCCAACAAGUCAGUCCAAGCCGCAUCGUCUCAACACCACACUUCCAGUGCGCACACGCGCAGACUCGGACGAUGCGCCUCCUUCCGUCAUUCACGCGCCAGACAACUUCAAGCAGUUUAACCGGGUGGAUAUAUCGACGUCGUCUUCGACUGCAAACACGUCCGACAACACGGCCGUCGUCUCGCCCUCGACACCGGAAGCCCAUUCACUGCCCGACGAUGACGAGAAGCACACGCAAUCUGCAUACACAACACCAAUCGAUACCGCAGUGACAUCCAUUGGCCCUCCCGAUCGGAGCACACCACGUGCCCAAACGCGCCAGGAUUAUGAAGAAGACCAACGCCGCAGUGUCAGGAGGAGCAUCAACCUUGCAGACAUUGCUGAGCACGAAGACAAUGCUCUCACCGAGUCAUCGGCAAGCUCUGUGAUAGAUCAAGAUGACAGUGUCUCCUCCCACUCUCAGAGCGCGGAGUCGGCAUCCAUUGGCACGCAAACCAUGGGCGAAGCGCUGCAUGGUAUCAAUGAGUCCGAAAGAGAAGUGGCUGCUCUACACGGCGCUCUCAAUGAGUGCUGGAUACUAUGCAAUUCGCUAGCCAAACUCAGCCAGCAUCACAGACAACGCAUGUUUCACUACUCUGGCGAACGUGCGGACAUACAGGAACAUGCUUGGAGGACGUGCUGGAAGCUAUGCCAGAAGCUAUACGAGAGUCGCGAUGAGAACCCCUCUGCGCAGACUAGACCGGUCUUGGAACUCUGCCGGGAUUUCUGUCAAGCACUCUUCGAUGUGCGCCAACGUGGGGAUGAAGCAUCCGACUCGGUGCUCCGCGUGAGCUUUGAGUUGAACAAUCAUCUAUACAAUGUCCAUGACCGUGCUUUACCCGAAACGUUCCGCGAACGCACGCUAGAUUUCUACCUGACAUUGUGCCAUCGGCUCAUGAAGCAGCGUACAUCUCUUCCAGAGGAGACGGAUUCAUUGUUGCACGCCUGCUGGUCGCUUGCAGAAAUGCUUUUCAGCCUCCGCCAGAACAGUCGCGACGGAAAAGGUGCGGAUGAGGAGCUUCUCGGCUCUGCCAUCCAGGCCUGCUGGGAACUGUGUGACCUGUUCCGGGAAGGGUGGACACAGGUACGACCCGAACGUGGAACCCCGCGCCCGACCCAGUACACCUUCUCUGGCGGUGGCAGUUCCGUGUCUCACUCCCACAUGUCGUACUCGGAUCGCUCGGGACGUUCUUCGAGCAUGAACGAAUCCUACCAUUCUGCCAUCCAGUCCAGAAGGCCCACGCCCAUGCAACCAGAGACACCGACGACGAUUUUUGAUGACCGAGAAGAGUUUUCGCCCGCCGAAGAACCAAACGUACCCAAUAUUUUAGUGCUGGGCCCGGAGGCUGGCUUGACUCGCACCCAUGACCGGUGGUCCUCUGCGUCUUCCAAUCUCUCCACGUAUUCUGAUGCAUCGGUGCAUACGUCGUCGACAGCAACUGCAGGGCGGGAGGACCCGAAUCUGAUCCGGCUGAAAGGGCUGAUCAUCAAGGCGGCCAUCAAUACAGGAUACAAUCGUCAGAUUCCACUUCCCGACUUCAUUCGCGCUCUGCCCUCGAACAGUUUUGGGACAAUCCCCUGGCAAAGCCAGUUGUUUGAGAGCUACCGAAAGCUCGUUCUGAGUGAUCCGACCUUGCGGACCGCUCACGCUCAGCCUUUACGCAGGUUGACGGCACUAGAAAUUGGCCGUUCUGUGCAAUGGCUAGCUAGGAGUGAGCAGUUCAAGUGGUUACGCGAACUGUAUCGGUUUGUUUUUGGAAAUUACCCUGAAGACUCUAGCCAGCGUAACCUGAUUAUCAAUGCAUAG
This is a messenger RNA of Plenodomus lingam JN3, 2166 nucleotides long. RefSeq lists its product as uncharacterized. NCBI's taxonomy places the organism in Eukaryota, Fungi, Ascomycota, Dothideomycetes, Pleosporales, Leptosphaeriaceae. The record is from RefSeq and is a predicted model, not a curated record.